CUUUUUUAUGGACUUGGAGGUGUUUUUGCCCCGAUUUGCUCCCGGGAUGUCCCUGCAGAGGCACUUUUUGAACAUCCCUUUGUUCCGUGAAUUGGAACCCGGGGAACUGAAACACUCCCAAGAAAUUCCGCCUGGAGCUGGACAGAACCUGCCCCCGGAAGGAGCUGCUCUGCCUGUCCCACAUUCCCAACAGCUCCAGGCCCCCGGACUGGGAAUUUUCCUCCCCAGUCCCCAAAACCGCUCGGAAUUCCCGUUAUUUCUCCCCUUUUUGUGGCCGGAUUCGGAGCCGGAAAUGUCUAAAAAGCAGAACACAAAAGAUCCCUCGGGAUUUAUCUUUGAUGUUCAGUCCAACACUGUGAUGGCCCAGGGAGGGACCUUUGAGAACAUGAAGGAAAAGAUCGGAGCUGUCCGAGCGAUCGUUCCCAACAGGAGCAACAACGAGAUCGUCCUGGUCCUGCAGCACUUUGACAACUGUGUGGACAAAACAGUCCAGGCCUUCAUGGAAGGGAAUGCCAGUGAGGUGCUGAAGGAAUGGACUGUGACAGGCAAAAAAAAGAACAAAAAGAAGAAACCCAAACCCAAACUUCCCAGUGGCUCCAGCUCUGCCCUCCCAGCCCCUGGAAAACCAGUUCCUCCUGGAGAGGAGACCCCGGGAAACUGGGAGAAGGGGGGGAUGAACGGAUUCCACGUGAACGGCUGCACCCAGGACACGGAGUCUGUGGAUUCCCUGAGCGAGGGCCUGGAUGGGAUGUCGAUGGAUGGCAGGGAAGUGGAUGCAGAGCCCGGCCUAAGGAAUGGACUGUCCGGCCCUGACCCCCCAAGGCUCCCCAUCCCUCCCCCCAGGGCUCUGCCCACCCCCCACUCCGACCCCCGGGAAGAGGCUCCGGUGUCACCCCCCGGCAGGAAAAUGGGGUCGAACAUCGAGAAGUCGGUGAAGGACCUGCAGCGCUGCUCCGUGUCCCUGGCGCGGUACCGGGCCCUGCUCAAGGAGGAGAUGGACACGUCCAUCAGGAAGAUGAAGCAGGUCUUUGCUGAGCUCCAGAGCAGGUGGGUGGGAGUUUGGGGAUGGAUCCUGCUCCUGGGAUGGCUGGAAUUGGUUGUCCAGCGGGGUUUUGGCUGCACCACCCUCUGGGAGUGUCCCAGGGUGGUGGGAGUGGAGAUCCUGGUGGGGAGGCAGAGGAGGGCGGAGGCCCUGCGGAAACUCACGGACGGGGCCGCGCGGAUGUCGGAGGAGCAGCUGCUGGAGCUCAGGGCUGACAUCAAGCACUUUGUGAGCGAGCGCAAGUACGACGAGGAGCUGGGCAGGGCCGGCAGGUUCACCUGCGACCUGGAGGGGCUCAAGAGGAGCAUCACCUGCUUCGGCCAAGUGUCCCACCCCAAGACCAGCUAUUCCAGCCGCUCCCGCUGCAGCUCCGGCCCCCCCGGGGCCCCCCCGGGCCCCCCCAGUGCCUCCCCCACCCCCAGCACGGCCGGGAAAGCCCCGGGACCCCCCGAGGGGGCUCUGGGGGACACGGGGGGGGGACGGCCCCGGCCCCCCCGAGAGCCUUCCCAGCGGAUCCGGAGGGCGGAAGGAGGACCCCGAGCCCCGACCCCGCGGCACAACGGCCCCCCCGAGCCCCCCAACAGCGGGACCCGGCCCGGCCCCCGCAACCCUCCAACCCCGGGCCCCCCCACAGCCCCCCGGGGGGGGCUCCCCCCGCGGAGACCCCGCAAGAGCCACCCCAAGGGAGCAAAUUCCUGAGGAAAACUCUGGGAUCCUGACAGGGGUCCCAGCCACGUUUACAAUUCCCGUUCUGUGCCAUCUCCCCUCCUUUUUACCCCUUUCUCCCCCCCAUCCUCGUCUGUUCCAUGUUGUCCCAUCGGGAUUUGGGGGCUCAGGACCCCCCCAGUGCUGCCAUGCCCCCCCCCCUUCUCCUUCUUCUCCAUCCCAAAAAUCCCUCGCGCUGGAAGCGAGGAGGAGCGGGGGGAGGAGGGGCCUCUGACCCCCCCAGGAUCUGGAAUGUUCUCCUCUGGGAACUGGGGAGUCCCCUCUGUCUCCCCCAAAUCUGGGAUGUCCCCUGAGACCCUCUGGGAUCUGAGGUGUCCCCUCUGUGUCCCCCCAGGAUCUGGAAUGUUCCCUGUGGGAUCUGGGGUGUCCCCUCUGACCUCUCUGUGACUGAGGGGGGUCCUCUCUGUGUGUGCUGGGAUUGGGGGGGGGUCCCCUCAGCUGCACAUUUCUGCUUUUUCCCUGGAUUUUCUUUGGGGAAUUUCCUUCAUUCCCAUCCCAGUUCCUUCCCCCCCCAAAAUCCCCUUCACAGCAACACCCGGGAGCAAAUCCCAGACAUUCCUGGGAACAAGGACAGUAAAUCCAAAUGGGGGAGGGCUGGGGGGGUCCCCAACUUUUCUGUCCCCCCCCCCUUUUUCCAUGUUUUUUUUCCAAGUUUGAUUUUUUUUUCUUCUCUUUAAUUAAUUACAACUUCGG
Messenger RNA from Lepidothrix coronata (blue-crowned manakin), 2461 nucleotides. RefSeq names its product spermatogenesis associated serine rich 2 (gene SPATS2). The record is from RefSeq and is a predicted model, not a curated record. NCBI's taxonomy places the organism in Eukaryota, Metazoa, Chordata, Aves, Passeriformes, Pipridae. Gene Ontology annotation, cellular component: cytoplasm. Bases 8 to 1741 code for a protein of 577 amino acids. The transcript has 12 exons. Gene Ontology annotation, molecular function: protein binding.